GAUGAUUGGAGGCAGUUUCCGUCAAGUGGGCAUGAGUUCUUCUGUCGGUAGUGGCAAGUUUUGGUGUCUUUUGUGUUGCUGUUAUCUGCGGUUUCAUUGAUGCGUUUGGAUGAAUUUGAAAUGUGUUUGUUGUGGUUGUCGAUGAUCUGUUUAGUGUUAUUCAUGCAGCUGUAACUGAUCUUGAUUGAAUUACGAUUAAAGAUUUUUCUAAGUUUGUGUUAUUUCGGGAAGUGCUUGUCUACUAAGGCAAGGAAUCUGUGCUCGAUUGGAGCUGAUGUGUCGAGAAAGAAAUAGAUUUGACGAUGGAGAAGUCCUUAGAUUCUCAUUUAGAUGACAUAAUGUCUGAACAUGGCGUUAUUGGAGUAUUAUGUAGCGAUCAACAAGGACUUGCUUUAUCAGCUAAAGGUACUGCAAAUCCCAUUCAUGCAGGACUCAUUUCCUCUUUGGCAGAAGAUGCAAAGAAAUUAGAUCCCAACACGACACCAGUCAUCUGUUUAGAGUCAGAUGCAUGUAAUCUUCUUGUGAGAUCAGAAGGAGAUGUCACAGUUGCCAUUCAUAAAGUUCCUUCAUAAACAAAGAAGAAUUUGAAUUUGGAGUUUUCUUUCCCAAAAAGAUUAUUGGUAACUGCAUUUUUAAUUGAUUGUAAAGAAAAAAUAAUUUAUUUUUGAAUAAAUGUUUGCAAAUUUUGAUCUGUUUUCAAUGGAAAGAA
Molecule: messenger RNA, 709 nt
Organism: Pocillopora damicornis (cauliflower coral)
Lineage: Eukaryota; Metazoa; Cnidaria; Anthozoa; Scleractinia; Pocilloporidae
Product: ragulator complex protein LAMTOR5 homolog
Biological process (GO): positive regulation of TORC1 signaling; negative regulation of apoptotic process; cellular response to amino acid stimulus
Cellular component (GO): cytoplasm; lysosome; Ragulator complex
Molecular function (GO): guanyl-nucleotide exchange factor activity
Source: RefSeq, a predicted model, not a curated record